AUGAGCGGACAAGUUGGAGAACUGAGCCCGCAGCAGCAGGAGACACUGGCCAGGUUCCGGGAGAACCUCCAGGACGUGCUGCCCAUCCUGCCCAAAGCUGAUGACUACUUCCUUCUGCGCUGGCUCCGAGCUCGGAACUUUGACCUCAAGAAAUCUGAGGACAUGCUCCGGAAGCAUGUGGAGUUCCGGAAUCAGCAGGACCUGGACCACAUUCUCAUGUGGCAGCCACCAGAGGUGAUCCAACUCUAUGACUCAGGUGGCCUGUCUGGCUAUGACUAUGAAGGCUGCCCUGUAUGGUUUGACAUCAUCGGGACAAUGGACCCCAGGGGGCUCCUGAUGUCUGCUUCCAAGCAGGACAUGAUCCGCAAGCGCAUCAAAGUCUGUGAGCUGCUUCAGCGUGAGUGUGAGCUGCAGAGUCAAAAGUUGGGCAGGAAGAUUGAGAGGAUGAUGAUGGUGUUUGAUAUGGAAGGGCUGAGCCUGAGGCACCUGUGGAAGCCAGCUGUGGAGGUCUACCAGCAGUUUUUUGCCAUCUUGGAAGCAAAUUAUCCUGAGACAGUGAAAAAUUUAAUUAUUAUUCGAGCUCCCAGGCUUUUCCCUGUGGCCUUCAACCUGGUCAAAUCAUUCAUGGGGGAGGCGACACAAAAGAAGAUAGUGAUUCUGGGAGAUAACUGGAAACAGGAGCUACUCACAUUCAUGAGCCCUGACCAGCUGCCUGUGGAAUUUGGGGGCACCAUGACUGAUCCUGAUGGUAACCCCAAGUGCCUGACCAAGAUCAACUAUGGCGGCGAUGUGCCCAAGCACUAUUACCUGUGCAAGCAGGAGAGACCACAAUAUGAGCACACAGUGGUUGUGGGCCGAGGCUCCUCCCACCAGGUGGAGAAUGAGAUCCUGUUCCCAGGCUGUGUGCUCAGGUGGCAGUUUGCAUCAGAUGGUGGAGACAUUGGCUUUGGAAUUUUCCUAAAGACCAGGAUGGGGGAGCGGCAGAAGGCUGGGGAGAUGGCAGAGGUGCUGCCUAGCCAGCGCUACAAUGCCCACAUGGUGCCCGAGGAUGGGAGCCUCACCUGCUCCAAGGCCGGAGUCUAUGUCCUGCGCUUUGACAACACCUAUAGCCUCCUGCAUACCAAGAAAGUUGGCUACACUGCAGAGGUGCUGCUCCCAGACAAGGCCUGUGAAGAGAAGUUGCAGGGCCUCAGGGCAACAAACCCUCCUCAGAACAGUGAAGACUCUGACCGCCUCUGA
Molecule: messenger RNA, 1239 nt
Organism: Cricetulus griseus (Chinese hamster)
Lineage: Eukaryota; Metazoa; Chordata; Mammalia; Rodentia; Cricetidae
Source: RefSeq, a predicted model, not a curated record